Messenger RNA from Cajanus cajan (pigeon pea), 455 nucleotides. NCBI's taxonomy places the organism in Eukaryota, Viridiplantae, Streptophyta, Magnoliopsida, Fabales, Fabaceae. The record is from RefSeq and is a predicted model, not a curated record.
UGCUUUAUCACUUUGAGCAAGUGUAUUAUUUUGGGAGGCAAGGCAUUCCUCCCCCAAUUCCUAAUCUUAUGAUUAGAGGUCAAUCAGGCCAUUCCUAUUGCUCCACAAGCAUUCCGGAAGUUGCUGCUGUGAAUGAUUCACCUGAUCAGGGUAGUCCAGUGGAGGCAAAUGAUGUUGUUGUUUCUGGAUCAAUUGAUGAGAAAUUUGAUGGUGGGUAUGUAGUUACAAUGACUCUGGGUUCUGAGCAGAUGAAAGGUGUCCUGUUUCAUGUUCCUAACAACGUGUCCAAGAGAAGACACAUCUAGUUUACAUAAAUUGUUAUUUUAUUUGGAGCAAGGGAUUGAAAUCAAAUGAAAUAGAAUGACAUGUUAAUUAAUAUACAACAACAACUAGAAAAUAGUACCAAAAUAAAAAAAAAAUGUAAUUUGUCUCAAUAAGAGAUAAGCAUAAUUGUU